UACCGUAAACCCAAAAAAAACCCAGACUGCCAACGUCAUCAAAGGCGCUGCAAUCAUCCGAAAAUCAAGGGAUUUUAAUUCCUAAAAAGCGCGUGAUCUAUAAUCAAAAAGGAAACCUAUAAAUCUAUAAUUCAAAAUCUGAGAAUUCAAAUCAAAACUUGAAAAAUAAAAAAAAACCAUUCACGAACAAAAAAAAAUAAAAAAUCGUUCGACAACCGAUCGAACAUCCUAAAAACAGUUUUCGAUUCUGCAAACUGCAAUAACGAUUUGCAAAAUCGCUUCCCUGCGAUUAUACAAAUCAAUAUCACAACUGCAAAACUUCUCUCCAAAAAAAAAAAAAAACUCCAUUGACGAACAAAAAAAAGCUUCAGAAACAAAAAAGUCACAGCUAGCUGAAUCAGAAUCAACGACAGAUCAACCAAAUAGUCAACAGAGCAAAUGCGAUCAAGAAUCAAAGCUUAAGAAAAAAUUACCUUCUGCAGAGUACUCGACGACAUGUACAUCUUCAUCGUCUUCCUCUGCCUUUCCUAGAAGCACCACCAAAAGCUAUCAAAAAUAGGUAAUUAUAAAAGUUAAAAAUACAUAACUGAUUAUUAUACAAACAAUACUUUCAAAUACUUAUGUGAGAAAAUCGUUUUUUAUACGUACAUUUGUCAAUAAAAAAAAAUACUUAGAAUAAUCAAAACUGUUUAUAAUAAAAGUUACAUUUGCAUUGAUUAAUGACAGUUUGAUAUGGAAGAUCCAAGAACAGUUAUGAUAUUUUAUAAUGGACAAUGGGUGGACAAAACAAACUACACAGAUUUUGAAGUGACAGGGAUAUUGAUACCAUCAAAAUGUUCUUACAACCUACUUGCACAAACAAUAUGUUCUACUUUGGGUUUGGACAGAAGUAAACAAAACAUUGAUGUUCAAUUCCAAAUUAAAUCAGGAAUACCACCCAUGAAGAUUACAGAUGACAAUGGCUGCAGAUUUUAUGAACAAAUCAGAAAAAAAGAUGAUGAUGAGACCAAAUACCCUAUGAUGGUAAACCUUUCAGCAGCCAUUCCACCAGAAAACAUUGGUAGCAGCUCCAUCAAUCAUGACUACUCUGAACAUACAAUGCAAAUCACACAGCCUAUACCUACAAGGACAGAGUAUGCACAAAACAUGGCAGACUUUGUAAUCAAUCAAGUUGAAAAUGCAAUUGAAACAAGCCAGCAAGCAACAAGUCAAGUGAUCUCAGAUCCUCAUGUUGAUAACAUAUUUGUUGGACAAGUUUUUUCAAACAAGGAAACACUACAAAAUGCUGUCAGCCUAUACUCAAUAAGAAGAAAUCAGCCCUUCAAGGUAAAAAGAUCCUCCAAACUUGACUACAAGCUAGUUUGCAUCGAUGAAAAUUGUAAAUGGAGUUUCUUGGCAUCAAAACAUGGAAAAACAAACAUGUUCAAAAUCAGAAAGAUUCAGCAUUCUCAUACAUGCUCAUUAGAUGUCACAUCUGUAGACCACCCUAAUGCAACAAGCAACCUGAUUGGUAGUGUAAUAAGAACCAAAUUUGUAAACCCAAAGAGAGACUACACACCAAAUGAAAUAGUGGAUGACAUGGCAGAUGACUAUAGUGUCUCCAUAUCUUACCAAAAAGCAUGGAGGGCUAGAGAAAAGGCUAUUGUAGAUGCAAGACGCUGUCCACACGAAUCGUACUCUGAAAUACCAAGAAUCUUGUACAUGAUGGAAAAAUGCAACCCAGGAACAAUCACAGACCUUGUCACAGACGAGAAUGGCCACUUCAAAUACCUAUACUUCGCAAUAGGUGCUUCCAUCAAAGGUUGGCAACACUGCAAUCCAAUAAUAGUCACGGAUGGUACUUUCUUAAAAAAUCAACAUGGUGGAACAUUGUUAAUAGCUAGUGCACAAAAUGCAAAUAGACACAUAUUUCCACUAGCAUUUGCAAUAGUAGACUCUGAGAAUGACACUUCAUGGAACUGGUUCUUCAAAGAAACUAAAAGAAUCAUACAAUGA
Messenger RNA from Cannabis sativa, 1995 nucleotides. RefSeq lists its product as uncharacterized. The coding region runs from base 733 to 1995 and encodes 420 amino acids. NCBI's taxonomy places the organism in Eukaryota, Viridiplantae, Streptophyta, Magnoliopsida, Rosales, Cannabaceae. The transcript has 2 exons. The record is from RefSeq and is a predicted model, not a curated record.